AUGUCGGAAAUCAACAUCUCCAGCGACGCUUUCCAAACUCUGAAGGACAAGAUUGUCCUCAUCACCGGUGGUUCGUCAGGCAUUGGGCUCGCCGCCGCGAAGCUGGCUGUCAAGGCAGGCGCCAAGGUUGUCGUAGGAGACGUCAAUCCUUUGCCACCCGCGGAGCAGAACCCCAGCAUCCACUUCGUCUCCACCGACGUCACGUCCUGGGGCUCCGUCACCGCCCUCUUCGAAGCUACGCAGAAGCUGCACGGGAGAGUGGACCACGUCUUCGCCAACGCUGGCAUUGCACCCAGAACCACGUUCCUCGAGGACACACUGAACGAGGCCGGGCAGCUCCGGGAGCCGGACUGGCGGACAGUCGACGUCAACCUGAAAGGCGUGCUCAACACCGUAACGCAGGGACUCCACCACCUCAAGAAGAACGGCGCUGCCGGCGGCAGCGUCGUCAUCACCGCUUCCGUCACCAGCUACACUCCCUUCGAAGGCACGGACUACGGCGUCGCCAAACACGCCGUCUGGGCCCUCAUGCGCAAUCUCGCCCUGCACCUCACCGCCGCCGCGCUGCCCAUCCGCAUCAACGCCAUCGCGCCGAGCUGGACCGCGUCAGGCAUGGUUGACGGCAAAGAGGUGGCGGCCCUGGGCGGCGAGGUGCAGACGUCCGAGGCCGCAGCGCGCUCCGCGUUGUUCCUGAUGGCUGCCGACGACGCGGCUCCGCACGGAAUGCUCGUGCAGUCGCACGCGGGGCGCUACAAGGAUGUUGAGCAGGCGUUCGUGGCGGCGGCGGGGGAAGUGUAUCCGGAGGGGCUGAGGGGCAAGGGGGAGGAGGAUGGUGAGGGGGCGACGCUGGCGAGGUUGAAGGAGAGGGUGGAGGCGAAGCAGUAG
Molecule: messenger RNA, 885 nt
Organism: Lasiodiplodia theobromae
Lineage: Eukaryota; Fungi; Ascomycota; Dothideomycetes; Botryosphaeriales; Botryosphaeriaceae
Product: Short-chain dehydrogenase reductase sdr protein
Exons: 5
Coding region: 1-885 (294 amino acids)
Molecular function (GO): oxidoreductase activity
Source: RefSeq, a predicted model, not a curated record